GCCCACAGUUUGCAAAAACAUAUCGCGCCUUGCCCCGACCUUUCCACAACCGUUCAGUAGUCAACGACCAACGACGUAAGUAACCACCACGAUACCCAUUGCCCUCGACCAGCCCGACGGAAUUAGAAGCGAGAGCCGAUAUCUGCAGAUUCGAAAAGAUUCAAUCUUCCGAGAAUUUGCAGCCCUGCUCAACCUUCGACUCCCGCCGCGAAAUAUCCACCAUCGACCGGCAUCACGAACAAUUUUGCUAACCCGACCUCACAACAGAAACCGGCAAGAUGGGUAUCUCUCGUGACUCUCGGCAUAAGCGCUCCCACACCGGUGCCAAGCGGGCUUUCUACCGGAAGAAGAGAGCCUUCGAGCUUGGUCGCCAGCCCGCCAACACCCGUAUCGGUGCCAAGCGCAUCCACACCGUUCGCACCCGCGGUGGUAACCACAAGUACCGCGCUCUUCGUCUCGACUCUGGUAACUUUGCCUGGGCUUCCGAGGGUACCACCCGCAAGACCCGUGUCAUCGUUGUCGCCUACCACCCUUCCAACAACGAGCUUGUCCGCACCAACACCCUGACCAAGUCCGCCGUCGUCCAGAUCGAUGCCGCUCCUUUCCGUCAGUGGUACGAGGCCCACUAUGGCCAGCCCCUCGGCCGUAGACGCCAGCAGAAGCAGGGUCAAACCGUUGAGGAGGUGAAGAAGUCCAAGUCUGUUGAGAAGAAGCAGGCUGCCCGCUUCGCCGCCGGUGGCAAGGUCGACCCCGCUCUCGAGAAGCAGUUCGAGGCCGGUCGUCUCUACGCCGUCAUCGCCUCCCGCCCCGGCCAGUCCGGCCGUGCCGAUGGCUACAUCCUCGAGGGUGAGGAGCUCGCUUUCUACCAGCGCAAGAUCCACCACAAGUAAGCGUCACGCUUGCGUGUGAGGACAAAAAAGGACAAAUAGGGUCUGAGCUCGGGUUCGCGUCGGUUUUCCCGCAUGGUGUUGUCGUUUCAGGGCUGCCCAUCUGCAUUCGCCGGUAACAGGCACGGCGCGGGGAUAUCGGGGAUAUAGGGCAAUGGAAAAUGAUAUACCCACCAGUAGAGCGGUUCGCGCGAAUAAUCGAGCCAGG
Podospora pseudocomata is the source of this 1095-nucleotide messenger RNA. It is a transcript of the gene RPS8A, whose product is annotated as ribosomal protein S8A. The record is from RefSeq and is a predicted model, not a curated record. Gene Ontology annotation, biological process: translation; maturation of SSU-rRNA from tricistronic rRNA transcript (SSU-rRNA, 5.8S rRNA, LSU-rRNA). Gene Ontology annotation, cellular component: cytosolic small ribosomal subunit; ribosome. Bases 279 to 890 code for a protein of 203 amino acids. NCBI's taxonomy places the organism in Eukaryota, Fungi, Ascomycota, Sordariomycetes, Sordariales, Podosporaceae. The transcript is spliced from 4 exons. Gene Ontology annotation, molecular function: structural constituent of ribosome.